Messenger RNA from Phragmites australis (common reed), 1116 nucleotides. RefSeq lists its product as uncharacterized. The transcript has 7 exons. NCBI's taxonomy places the organism in Eukaryota, Viridiplantae, Streptophyta, Magnoliopsida, Poales, Poaceae. The record is from RefSeq and is a predicted model, not a curated record. The coding region runs from base 153 to 953 and encodes 266 amino acids.
UGUAGGUUUGUAGCGGUGAAACAAAGGCCCGAAUCCAUGACCCCCUUCCCCUCUUCGUCUUCCUCCUCUCCUCUCCAGCCCUCAGCUCGAUUGUCCGUCCACUCGACCCAACGAGCGAGCAGCACUGGAGGAGAGGCGCGGAGAGAUCAGGGAUGGUGCUGGCGCUGCUGCGGGAGAUGAAGAAUCGUGUCGCCCCGGCACCUGGCAAGGGGGACGUAAUCCAAGAUCUGGAGUUCGCCAUGCGGACCAAGGGCGACAUGACCCGAGAGGAGGAAACCAAACUCAGGCUUAUCAGUUUUCUUCCAAGUGGGGGCUUCAUCUUGGCCUCAGGAUUGGGCAGUUACAUGGGAUGGUUUGGUCUCGGCAUAGGAGCUAAAUUGGCUGGGCAUCCACCUAUGCAUGGAUUAACAAGGUUCGGCUUAUCUGCUGGCUGUGCUUUUAUGAUGGGAAAGGUGUUGUAUGAUGCAACGAUGCGUGGGUGUGCUGCAGUAGUUUUGAACAGUGAAGAUGAACGCAUGAAGAUGGAGCUAGCUAACAUAAUACUCACUAAGCAUAGCGAUGAUAAAUAUCUGGUUGAAGCUGUAGAAAGGCACUUUUUUGCUGAGCAUCUGUUCAAUGAUCUGCAUCAAGAUAGACCACUUUUUAGGUGGCACCCACGCCGUUCGUAUAUUGACAGCGCCUUUGUGGAAAGAGUGAAGGAAAUAGAAGCUAGCAAAUCCGAUGAUGAGGCCAGAUCAAUUUCUAGACAGACUACUGUAAACAUAAAAUCAUUUGGAGACUUCAUGGAGGACCCACUGGCUUGUGUACUCGGUUCUCCAGGAGGCGACAUGGAAAUCAACAAUCCCCCUGAAAACACAGGCACUGUCCUGAAGAGGAGCGAGCUGCGAGCCCGCAGGAGAGGUCACCGGCAUCAUCAUCAUCAUCGCUAUGCUGACAAGUUUGCUGCAUCGUGAAGAUUGAUCAAAAGUGUGGGUUUUUAGCUUCGAACUUCCGGUUGUGAGAAAUGAGCUGCCACAGGUUGCUGGGAUGAAUUGUUCAUUUGUGCGAGCAAAAUAAUUAAGUGUUAUGUCUGAUAUAAAUAUUGAAAUUAUCAGUCGCUACAUGAUGCUAAGAUGA